This is a messenger RNA of Halichondria panicea, 2784 nucleotides long. RefSeq lists its product as uncharacterized. The transcript is spliced from 8 exons. NCBI's taxonomy places the organism in Eukaryota, Metazoa, Porifera, Demospongiae, Suberitida, Halichondriidae. The record is from RefSeq and is a predicted model, not a curated record. Bases 27 to 2366 code for a protein of 779 amino acids.
GACUAAAUUCAACCAGUUGCAAAAUAAUGAGCUACAGAAUUGCUAGAUCUACUUUGUCAUUGACAAUAAUCAUAAUCACAUUUGCAACAUCUUAUGAUGCCCACACUACAGAUAAUAUUUUAUCAAGUGCUGGCAAGAAAUUCAUGGUCAGUUUCCCAAGAAAUGUUGUUCAAUAUCCAGGAAUCAAUCCCAAAUUGAUUUUGUUUAUCACAAACCCAGAGUCAAGUGCUGUUAAUUUCACAGUAACUCCAAUUAAUAUCAGUGGGAAUGUUUCUAACUCUUCAACUAGAGUAAAUGUUCCAUCCAAUUUUGAGGUUUCUUCUGUUAAUGAAAGGAACAAGGGGAUCCUUGUUGAAACCGACGGAAGCAUAAAUUUGUACGGGAUGUCUUUUCAUUCAGCUACUACAGACGCUUAUUUAGCGUUACCAUGUUCUAAAAUGGCAGUUGAUGAAUACGAAUAUUAUGGAAUCUCCUAUGACACCAUUAGUAGUAUCACUCCUAGUGUAAUUUUGCUAGUGGCUUGUGAAAAUGAAACUGUUGUCAAAUUCGAUUCCUCAACAAUAACACUAAAUAGUAUGGAAACAUAUCAGAUUGAAAGUGAUAAUGAUCUUACAGGAACAAGAAUAACUAGCUCCAAACCUUUGUCUGUAUUUAGUGGAUCUGAUUGCGCUAGUGUUCCUCAAGGUACACUCUACUGUGACUACCUGGUUGAACAAGUGCCUCCGACUGUGACAUGGGGCUCAACAUUUCUCGUGGGAUCUCUCGAGGGUAGAUCUACUGGUGAACGUAUUCGUGUUCUUAGUGCCCGAGCAGCAAAUGUAGCUGUGAACUGUAACACUAACGUAUCAGUCGGUCAAUUCCAGUUGCAGGGUGGAGGGAGUUUCAGAGAAUUUGAAAUCCCUAUUAACAGUUUCUGUAGCAUUGAAUCCACUUCUCCAGUACUGGUUGCACAGUAUGCCUAUAGUAUUAGGAGUGAAGGCGUGGGAGGCACAUUCAUGAUGAUAAUCCCUCCAAUUGAGCAGUUUACAAAUAAUUAUUUUGUCGCAGCGUUUACUUUUUUCGUAUCCAACUAUGUCACUGUGUAUGUUUCUUCUGAGUUUUUUCAAACUGCACAAAUGUUAAUAGAUGAAUCUGUUGUUACUGGCUGGAGGAACGUUGUCUGUUCAAAUGGAGAGAUUUGUGGCCACAUAAGUAGAAUGAAUGUGUCUCCUGGAGCUCAUUCCAUCCGCCAUCAAAACAGCUCAGCAGUUCUAGGUGUUUCAGUGUAUGGUUUCAGCUCAGACAAUUCUUACGGUUACCCUGGAGGCAUGAGAUUAUCUCCCAUACAAUGCAUCUGUGGUAAAAAUUCUGUUUGUUUGAAUAACACGGAACACUUCAACUGUAGCUGUUUGAAUGGAUUUUUUGCUUCAUUAUCUGGAACUGAUGAACUCAUCUGUAAUGCUAUAACCUGUCCUCCCUUGACUGCUCCUACCAAUGGCUUUGUGACAUACAAUAAUACUUCUGAUGAAAACGGUAACUAUUCUUUCAACACCAUGGCUAACCACAGUUGUGACACUGGGUUUGUUCUGGUUGGUAACAACACAAGGACUUGCACUGGAGAUGGUAGCAGCACUACUGGUAUUUUUGAUGGAGAAGCAGCAAUUUGUGAACUUACCUGUGUCCUGCCUGCCCCUCCACUUAAUGGAGUGUUGCUCACCAACACUAACCAAACCGAGAGCUCAGUCAUUACCUUCCAAUGUGAUCCUGGUUUUUCACUGGUGGGUACAGAGACUGCCACUUGUAACAACUCUGGUUUAUGGGAUCCUGACCCGGCUCUAUUGGAGUGUAACAGUGUGGCAAUAACUGGUGCAUGGAAUGCUGCUGCUCUAUCUGGAGGUGUUGUUGCUAUAGUGAUGGUACUGAUCUUACUGGUCGUCAUAUUUCUCUUAGUCACUAUCACAAAGAAAAGAAAAAAAACUAGACAACUGUCAGGCAAUGAAGUUCCAAUAGCAGCCCCAGCUGUUCCAGUAUACGAGGAAGUGUACCUAGUAAUGACAAAUAGACAGCUGUCAGGCAAUGGAGUUCCAGCUGGUCCAGUAUACGAGGAAGUUGAUCUAGCAAUGGCACCAAGAACACAAGACAUUCAAGUGGAGUCUAAUGAAGCUUAUGGACAAGCGGCAAAACGAAACAUAAAGUUGCAGUCAAAUCAGGCACAUGGAGAAAUCAGAUACGAACUGCUGUAUCAUGAGAAUGGUGAGUACAAUACCGACAAUGGCGUGAGGGAAGGCUGGCUCAUUGUAACUGCCCACCAAGAAGAUGACCACGAACCCAGCCACCGUCACAAGCACUCCCAAACACUGCACACAGAAAAAGAGCAAAACAUUUAAAUUAUGACAUUUGGCUUCAAUGAAAUGACACUGUGACAGCUCUCCAAGGGCUUAAUUGGUUUUCCUAAUGGACAGUCAAAAGUGGACAAUCCCAUGUAGAUGUCGAAAAUAAAUACAUAGAUCACCUUGUGACAAUGUAAGCAUUCCUAUAAUUUAUAGCUAAUGACACCGCUCUCUAGGGGGGGUAAAAGAGGAAUGUGGAAUGGAAUGAAUGGAAUAAUUAUGGAACUAGGGUGGACUAUUUACGAAGAACUGAAUGGGCUUCUGUUUAUUUUUUUCUAAGUUUCAAUGAAUAUACCAUGCAGCUAAAAGAGUUUCCAAAGCAUUAAUGGAGGGAGGGGGGUUGUAGUUAAACAACAGCCAUAACUUUGGUAUUCUUGUUAGGAUUUUCUGAAAGCUUGGCACUUAACAAGUUUCU